GCGGGGUUGCUGGUCUUUUUUGUCUCUCAGAUAAAGAAAAGUAUAAUAAGACAAGCAACAGCCAUGACCAUGGCCAUGACGAAGAUAAUGCGCAAGAGGUCGCUCUUCCUUCUUUUCCUCGACGGCAAAGAUGGGAUUCCUCAACCUUAGCGCCCGAAGCGCAGCAGCAGCAGUGCUUCUUCUGCUCCUCUGCGCAUCAUGGCCAUCCGCGCUCGCCUCGCCCGUGAAGCAACGCGCGCCUUUAAAGCCGCAGCAAACGACGCAGAACGGCGACGUCGCGUUCGGGCUCGGCGAGCAGUCCUACUUUGCGAAUCUGCAGCACCCCAAGAUCACGCUCAGCGGCACUUUCUCCGCCGCAGCCAGCCAGCAGAGGAGCCCUUCGGUGCUGCCGUUUACCGUGAUAUUCGCCGAGGACGAGGUCGUGACGGGCGAGUACCUGCAGGAUGCCAUCGCCCGCUAUGUAGCCGGCGACGAUGUGUUCUCCGAGGACUUUCUGGAGGGCCUGUAUAUCGCACACAACGGCACGAGUAGCAGCAGCAGCAGCAGCAGGCCGAGCCUGGAUGCGAGCGCGUUGGAAUAUCUGACUAGCACGAUCAAACCCCGGUAUUUGUUCCUAGACAGUAGUUUUAACGAAAGCUACUCCAUGGGCGAUAACAUCCCCAUCACCUACGUCUCGCCCCCGGACCGCGCGACCCUCGUCCCGGGGCCAUUCGCCGCCUCCAUCUCGUCUACAUCCGCCACUCUCGGGAUCGUGUACCGGCUCUACCGAGACACGCACCGGAACUUCCUAUACGGCACGUACCUCUCCGCCGGCACCUUCCGCCCCCUCGAGCUCACGCACUCGCGGUCCUGGGCCCCGCUGAUCCCCGUCCCCUCACGCAUCUACAGCUGGGGCGACGCACGACCGCUCGCCGGGUUCCGCGUGGCAAUCAAGGACCUCUUCGACAUGAAGGGGCUUGUCACCUCUGGCGGCAGCCUCGCGUGGGCCGAAAUCACCGAGGCAGCCAACGCGACGGCGCCCGCGGUCCAGCGCAUCCUCGACCUCGGCGGCGUGCUCGUCGGCAAGUACAAGCUGGCGCAGUUCGCGUCGGGGGCGAACCCGUGGGAGUGGCAGGACGAGCAGUACCCGUUCAACGCGCGCGGCGACGGCUGGCUCACGUGCUCCGCCUCCUCCUCCGGCGGGGGAUGUUCUGUCGCGGCGUACGACUGGCUCGACUUCGCGGUCGGCUCGGACACGGGGUCGUCGAUGCGGCGGCCGGCCGCUGUCUCCGGGACGUACGGCAACCGGCCGAGCCAGGGGAUGAUGGAUCUGAGCGGCGUCAUGCCGUUGGGCGCAGCGACCGACACGGCGGGCGUGUUCGCGCGGGACGUGCGCGGCUGGGUGCGCUUUGCGAAACACUGGUACGUGCCCGCCAUGCAGCAGGACCCCGCGAUCACGGGGCUGAGCCCCCUCGCCGCCCCCGACUCGCACGCCUUCCCGAAGCGCAUCCUGUACCUCACGGAUUACCUCCCGCUGAGGAACCCCGCCGCCGAGGCGAUCCUGCAGGCGUUCCUGAAGAACAUGACGACCGUGUUCGGCAUGACGCUCGAGAACUUCAACAUGACCGCCUUCGUGGCGAACGCUCCCGCCGACGUCCCGAAAUACGACGCCCUCAGCAACGCGACCGGCGUCAUCAACACGAUGACGCAGUGGCAGGAGGUCGGGCGGCCCCUCAUCACGGCCUGGAACGCUCGCUACGACGGCCGCUUCCCGCCCAUCGACGCCGCGCGGCGGCCCUGGCGGCUGUACAACGAGUCCGUCUUCACACCCGCACUAUACAACCGCUCCAUGGCCGCCAAGCGAGCAGCCGUCGACUGGUUCGAGUCCUCGGUGCUGUUCUCCACACCCGAGUCCUGCAGCGAGAGCAUCAUGGUGUGGGACAUCGGCACAGGCGGGCUCCCGAGCUACCGGGAGGCGGACAUGAUGACUGGGCACCCCGACACGACGGCCUUCCUCGCCGUGACGCCGCCGGGGGCCGGGAUCAACGGCGCGAGUCUGUGUCCGAUCUACGGGUGCGUGGACAUGACGAUUCCGAUCGGGCAGGUGCCGUAUCUGAGCAACAUCACGCUCGUGGAGGAGAUGGUGCCGGUCACGGUGAGCGUGAUCGCGAGGCGCGGGUGCGACUUUAUGCUCUGGAAUAUGUGGGAGCGGCUCGCGGACGAGGGCGUGCUGAGGGCGGUGAAGACAGGGAGGACGCCAUUCUGAGUUAGAGUAACGAGGGGGGGGAAGGGGAGGAUGCUGAUUCGUAAGAU
Molecule: messenger RNA, 2292 nt
Organism: Hypoxylon fragiforme
Lineage: Eukaryota; Fungi; Ascomycota; Sordariomycetes; Xylariales; Hypoxylaceae
Product: amidase family protein
Exons: 3
Coding region: 131-2245 (704 amino acids)
Source: RefSeq, a predicted model, not a curated record